Molecule: messenger RNA, 1206 nt
Organism: Theobroma umbraticum
Lineage: Eukaryota; Viridiplantae; Streptophyta; Magnoliopsida; Malvales; Malvaceae
Source: RefSeq, a predicted model, not a curated record
UUUGCUGCUUCCUAUUUGCACCAGGAUCACUUUCUUGAUUCAUCAAUUACUUUCCCCAUUCUCUUUUUUGAGUUUCGCAAGAAAAAAGAGGCAAGAGUUUGGUUCAGGAUCAAGGGUAUCAUAAAGCAUGGGGGAUUCUUCAUCAUCAUAUAUUCACCUGGUGCAGCAUCUGAUUGAGAAGUGUUUGAUCUUCAACAUGACGAAAGAAGAGUGCAUGGAAACACUCUCCAAACAUGCAAACAUCAAGCCUGUCAUCACUUCUACUGUUUGGAAUGAACUUGAAAAGGAAAACAAGGAAUUCUUUGAAGCCUAUGCACAAUCCCAGAGCAAACAAGACCGAAUGUCCACGGAAGAGACCAGUCAAAUGAUCCAGAAGAUGAUCUCGGAUUCCCCUAAAGACCCCGACGAAUAACAUUGCCCCUCGAAAACGAUCUGUCGUUGGUGUUCUGGUUGGUAGUUAGCCCUCUCCUACACCCCUAAGCUCCUCUACACAUCCAGCCAAACACUACACAGCACAAAAUUUAAUUGAGAGUCCUUUCAACCUUUGAAAGUGGUCCUAUUUCACAUGUUCAAUACGGAAGAUCACGGCGCAUUAUCAGGGUCCCCUUUCAAAUAAAAUCUAGACUACCCUAUAAUUGAAUAUUCAAUAAUUACAUACCAUGCCAUAAUGUUGUGUCAACGUCUUAGGAAAAAAUUUCGAGGAACUGCACGAAAGGGUAUUCUUGUAAUUUCAUUAUCUUCGUCGCAUUUACUUUGCUUACUGUAUAUGUACCUAUGUGCUGAAUGAUGAUUCGAUCAUUAUGUAUGUACUUAUAUGAAGCGCUGAAGAUUGUAUGAAUCUUUUCCUCUGUGCGAAUAGAAGGGAUUGCUUUGGUUUCUUAUGCUAAAGAAAAGGGCGGUGGCAGCAUCUGGAAUCCGUGUCUUCCUGUGUUUCAGCACAAAAUUUUUUUGGCUCUGUUUUGUCUGAUAGCAUAUGUGGCUGGUUCUGGCUUUCGUAUGUUAACAUUAUUGUAGAGUAAAAUAAAAAACAGUGGGAACUCCUUGCAUCCUGGUCACAGUCAUGAAUUUUUUGAUGUAUGUGAAGGUGAUGUUUACGGUCCUGGUCGAAGCCAGUGGUCUGGAAUCAUCCAGUGUCUAUCAGGGUAUUCAAUGUAAUGUUUCUUCUGGCAUUAAAUGAAUGGAAAGUUCAGUGAUUAACACUUAAAA